GGAGGGUGAGGGUAACGGCAGGUCGAGCGGGGAUGCCCUAUCUUUGCUCUUCGGCGCCUGGUCUCAAAUUCAAGUUUCGUUUUGCCGCGGUUUGUUUCUUUCGUUCCGUUUCUUUUUUAAUUGAAUUGCCGAGCUGAAAUCCCUGAAGAAGGGGAGGAGAUCGAUAGGAAACCAUGGCCACCAGCAGCAAGCCUGCCUUCGACGGCCAAUCGCUUGAAGAGUUCUUCGCAUCCUUCGCCUACAAAGGAGGAGGCGGAGGACAUGACGAUGGUAUCAGGAAGAGGAACAGCAGCGGAGGAGGAGGAGGAGGAGGAGGAGGAGGAAGGGUUGAUAAAAGAGUAGGACAGGGAUGGCGCCUCCUCAGCCCUAACAACAGCAGCAGCAACAACAGCAACAACAACAAUACUCCUCCUCCACCACCACCACUACCAUCAUCGUCGCUCCAGAGCACUACCAAUAGGAAGAAGACCACCAUGACAAGACCGGCGAGCAUCCUCAACGGCCUGUCGCCUGCCGAGUUCAUUGCAUCCUUUGCCUACAAAGGAAGAAGGGUUGAUGAUAGAAUAGGAAAGGGAGAAGACCUCCUUAGCCCCGGCACUCCUCCUCCACCGCCGUCUCUCAGGAAUAGGAAAAGGAAGAUGACAGCCGCCUCCACCACCACCGUCAGACGGGUCACCCGUUUCUUCCCCUGUCCUGCCGAGAGGUUUGUCGUCGUUGAUGUCAAGAAAGAUAUCAAUGGGAAGGCGAAAGCCUCAUCCAGUGGCGCGGCCACCAGGAAGAGGCCAAGGACGACGGGCAACAAAGGCAGGACGGAUGCAAACAGGCAGCCGCAGAAACGCAGCAAGGGGAGGAGAAAGCGGCGCAGCAUCCAGCUAUCUGCCGAGGAGAAGUACUCGGACGCCUACAGGAGAGUCAGUGAUCACGAUAUGUGGGAUGCUCCGCGGUCGUCCCACAACCUCCUGCAAGAAAGACACUGCUUCGAUCCCUGGAGGGUCCUGGUUAUAUGCAUCCUGCUCAAUGUAACAACGGGCGAUCAGGUUCGAAAAGUAUUGCCAGGUUUUUUCCUUCAGUUUCCUGAUGCAAAGUCCGUGAACAAGAAACUGAAGGAGCAGAUGGUGGAUAAGUUGCGGAGCCUGGGCUUGCAGUGGAAGCGUGCUCAGUUGAUCAUUGAUCUUUCUGAACGUUACUUGAAAGGUGACUGGACUCAUGUGACCCCAGCUCCCUGGCAUUGGAAUAUUCAUAGUGGGCUGACAUGUUUUGCUGCUGUCUUGGUCUACUCCACAGGCAAUUUGACUGGGGUUCUUGUAUAUUUGCAGAAACUUCAUCAGGGUGUUUACCGUGCCUAUGAUCCAAUCUUCU
Phoenix dactylifera (date palm) is the source of this 1359-nucleotide messenger RNA. Lineage: Eukaryota; Viridiplantae; Streptophyta; Magnoliopsida; Arecales; Arecaceae. The record is from RefSeq and is a predicted model, not a curated record.